Molecule: messenger RNA, 1380 nt
Organism: Fusarium keratoplasticum
Lineage: Eukaryota; Fungi; Ascomycota; Sordariomycetes; Hypocreales; Nectriaceae
Exons: 1
Coding region: 1-1380 (459 amino acids)
Source: RefSeq, a predicted model, not a curated record
AUGAACUUCAGCUCCUCCCUCGGCAGCGACCUCCUCAGCAAUGCUGCGAAGCUGAAAACGGCACGCACCGGCCGCGUCUCCAGCUGGGACCACAGCGGCCUCAACGAAGAUGCCUGGGUUAUUCAGCCCGGCGAGACGGCUGUCCUAGCUGACCUCGAAGGCCCUGGCUCCAUCACCCAUCUGUGGUUCGUCCAGACUUGCCGCCGCAUUGUUGGUCCUGGUCUGAUCCCCUACUCCAAGUCCGGGGUGGCCAUGAUGGAGGUGCACAACGCUCUGGGCCUGAACUACGAGGUCAGCGACCCGGACUACUACCGCAAGGUGCUCAUCAAGAUGUACUGGGAUGACUCGGAGACGCCGAAUGUGCUGGCGCCCAUUGGCGACUUCUUCUGUCUAGGCAACUCUAUGGCUGCCAACUUCCAGUCCCUCCCUUUUACCGUGUCUGUGAAGCCGUCUGAGGAGAAGAAGUUUGGAGGCGCCGCGGCGUUCAACUGCUAUCUGCCCAUGCCCUUCAACAAACGGGCCCGCAUCGAGAUUGAGAACCAGAACGACCAAGCCUACAUUCAAUACUUUUACAUCGACUACGAGCUUUUCACGGAGCCUCUCAGCAAAGACACCCUCUUCUUCCACGCACACUGGCGCCGCGAGAACCCCACAAACGGCUGGGCCCCCGAGAGCAUCCAGACCAACAGCCUGGAGACGCAGGUGCCCAACCUCGACGGCAAGGGCAACUACGUCAUCCUCGAGACAGAGGGCGCGGGCCAGUAUAUCGGCUGCAACCAGAGCGUCGCGCACUUCCAGGGCACGUGGUGGGGAGAGGGCGACGAUAUGAUCUUUAUCGACGACGACACUUGGCCCCCGUCGAUGCACGGCACCGGCGGCGAGGACUACUUCAGCCAGGGCUGGGGGAUGCAGAAGAACGCGUACCCCUUCUGCGGGACUAUCAUACAUGAGGAGGACGUGCCGAACCACCAAGUUAGCUACAGGUGGCACCUCGCGGACCCUGUGCGCUUCAGCAAGAAGAUUCGCGUCACAAUGGAGACAGGGCAUGCGAACCAUUUGCGAGAUGACUGGUCGACCACGGCGUACUGGUACCAGACUCUGCCGGGCCCGAAGCUCGAGAUCUUGCCAGUCAAAGAGCGAAUUCCUCGCAAGCCUGACUUUCCGGCUGGUACGCACCCUGCACUGCCGCAGUUGGAGAACCUGGAUCCUCAGAGGAAAGCCAUGGUGGAGCAGAAUAGGGAGCGGAUGGAUGCGUUUGUGCGGGAUAGGGAUGCCUGGUUGGAGAGGCGUGCUCGGGACUCGCGGGAGCGUGCGAAGAAGAACAUUGAACAUGCUAAGGAUGUUCGUCGACGUUUUCUCGAGGGCUUAAAGGCAGAGUAA